AUGAGCUACGUCACGAACGCCACCGACUGGUUGUCUGAUUCUAUCACUUCCCAGGCCAAAAGCCUCAUCGCUACUUUCUAUGAGCUCGCGGAUUCCAAAGUUGAGGAUGCAGGAGAUCGACUAGCCACCGAGGUAUUCUCGAAUCAAGCAACCUUCAUCAGUCCUAGCGGGACAUUUAAUGGAACUGCAGAAAUAUCAAAAUGCAGAGAGGGUGCAUGGUCUUCAGUGACGUCAAGGAGGCACAGUAUCUCGAAAGGGUUUGCGGCAACCCAACGCAUGGGCACGAGCAGUAAGACUGAACUGGUCUUGCUUGGAUCGGUCCAUAUGGAGUUGGUGAACGGGAAGAGCUUCGACUCGCCGUUUGCUGUUCACAUCAUCAUGGGCUCCUCAACUCAGCGCUUAACCGAGCCUCGUAUCGACUUUCUUGAGGUGUUUUCUGUGAGUGAUCAAUUCUCUGAUAGGCGCUUCAUUGGCCACAUAUUGAUGCAUUUCCCGGUAGGAAAAAUCACCGCCAGCGGCGAUUCUGAGUACGGAAUAGGUAUUCUGGUCAUUGGGAGCUCUGCAGCAGGAGAUUUGAGAUACAUGAUUGAUGUAGCGGGCAGACUGGGUUAA
Molecule: messenger RNA, 612 nt
Organism: Colletotrichum paranaense
Lineage: Eukaryota; Fungi; Ascomycota; Sordariomycetes; Glomerellales; Glomerellaceae
Exons: 2
Coding region: 1-612 (203 amino acids)
Source: RefSeq, a predicted model, not a curated record